AUGGCAGACGCCGACAAGGCUCAACAAAAGUCGGUUGACAAGGUUUUUGGAGUUGACUGCAACAUCGUGCACUUAAUGGGAUUAUUUCACGUUGCAAAGCAGGUGUACGAGAAGGCUAGAGGACUCGAUGCAAAUGUAUUUGCUAUGAUUCAUCGUGGUGUGCAUGGUCUCCACUUUACGGUGAAUUCAAGCGACGCCGUGCACGUGAAAUGGAGCGGAAAGGGCUCCUCAGCGAAUGUGCACACAACAGACUCAGCGUAGUCUUUAUGCUAGGCGAAAAAUCCCAAGAAUCCCUCAUUCCAGAUCUCGUUUGGGUCCGAUCCGUACCAGCACGUCGGCCCUGUGACGAUGAUGCGCGUCGGAAGCACGAGGGCCUCCCAGUCUCCGCACUGGAUACAGCCAGAAUGGAAGUCGAGUGGAUACAGCCAGAAUGGAAGUCGAGGGAAUGCCAAAGAUGGGGUGGUCUGUCAACGUCCGCCAUCUAUCAUGCUCGGGCCGGUUUUUCCUGAAGUUUUCGGCCUGCAUCCAUCUUCUGUUUGCUUUGAACCUUCGCGGUCACAUUGAUCUCUUUGGUGAGAGCGGCUCGUUUACCGCGGUGCAAUCAAGAAGUGACGCUGCAAAGACCCAUGGCGCCUCGCAUCAAAGGACAUGCGCUUGAGAAUAACUAGUACGCGCUGCACAGCAUUAAAAGUGAUAACAAACGUUAGUAUAUUCUACACGCUUAGUGCCUUCGAUUU
Messenger RNA from Phytophthora infestans T30-4, 737 nucleotides. RefSeq lists its product as uncharacterized. The record is from RefSeq and is a predicted model, not a curated record. The transcript has 2 exons. The coding region runs from base 1 to 261 and encodes 86 amino acids. Lineage: Eukaryota; Oomycota; Peronosporomycetes; Peronosporales; Peronosporaceae.